Molecule: messenger RNA, 393 nt
Organism: Entrophospora sp. SA101
Lineage: Eukaryota; Fungi; Glomeromycota; Glomeromycetes; Entrophosporales; Entrophosporaceae
Source: the annotation of a GenBank genome assembly
AUGUCAUCGCUGUCUACUGAAAAUUCAAAAAUAGACAUAUUAUCACCUACUCUUAAUAAAAAUUCAAAAGACAAAGAAAUUGUUUUAAAACCUAAUUACAGAAGAAAGGAACUUAACACCAAAAAAAUUCAACUAUAUGUAUUUUGGUUCUGGUAUUUGAAAAAUUAUAUCAGACGUCAUCAUCCUGGUCAUUUUCGUGAUGAUCCUGUUGGUUUUAUGAUGGAGAUGGGAGCAUUCUAUCAAGGAACGGGAUGGAGAAGCUACAAAAAUUAUAUUGGUGCUCGGAUAUUGUAUGACGGGUACACUGAAGAAGUAAAAGAACGGAUAUUGAAUAGCGAACGCGGUAAAAAGGAGCUUCUAAUAUUUGAUAUAAUAAUCCUUUCUAUCAAAUGA